This is a messenger RNA of Closterium sp. NIES-65, 4653 nucleotides long. NCBI's taxonomy places the organism in Eukaryota, Viridiplantae, Streptophyta, Zygnematophyceae, Desmidiales, Closteriaceae. The record is from the annotation of a GenBank genome assembly.
AUGGAAGCCAAGGACGCGUUGGACAGCCCAGGAGAGGACUCUAACGGAUUCGUAGAUCUGGGAAGCAUUCUUGGUGGGGAUCGCUGGACAUACGUCAACGAUGACCUCACGGCCAGCACGGGGAGCAACAGCAGCGCGUCUGGUGCUAUUCCUGGCAGAGCUUCCCCAUCGCAUGACUUCUUGCACGCUACAGGGGGAGACGCACAUGUAACUAAUCCCCACAGUGGGGUCAACGCUCAGAAUCCCGUUUCCUCCACCACUGGCAAACCCACCAGCGGCAGCAGCGGCGGCGUCAGCAGCAGCAGCAACAGCAGCAGCAACCGUUGGGAUGGAGGCUUGUUCCGCAUGGACGGGCGAAGCUCCGUCUUCUCGGCUGCUCCGUGGCGUGGAGUAACGGAGAGUGCAGCCGAAGUGGGGUUCAGGGGGUUGUCUCACAGUGUGUCCUUCGCGUUUGAUGCUGCGGGUGCGGGUGCGGGUGCGGGUACGGGCAUGGCGUCUGCUGUUCCCGGUUCUUCUCACGGCCGUGCAGGAGCCUGGAACGUGUACAACCGUUUGGGCAGCAGUGUUGCUGAUGGUAUGGACUUUCCCGGGCAGAUUGGCACUGCUCGCGCCGGCAGCAGCGGCAGGAUCAAUGAAAUUGAUACACUGUUGAACGGUGGUGCUGGUUACGCUGGGGCGGUUGGGGGCGCGGGUGUAGUGGCGGGGAGCAGCAUUAGCACGGGCGUCAGUGGCAGCAGAGGCGGGGGUGGUGUUGGGAGUGGUGCGAGGUGCGUGUCUCCGUGGUGCAGCUCGGUUCGUGACUCGCUGCCGUUCCUGCUGCCCACCGAGCAAGUGGUUCUGGAGGAGCCUAACACGCUACUGGUCAACACGGACACCACAGGACACCUCCUGCUCACCUCCCUCCGCAUCCUCUUCCUCUCCGCCUCGCCCUCUCCCGCCGUACACCCAUCCCCUACUAUCCCCGCGUCCCCGCCGUGUGCGCUGUCACCGCAUCCCCUGGGCUCAGUGUACUUCCCAGUCAUCGACCGCGUUGCCAAGCUGCCUCCAGGGCGACUGGCUAACAGCAGGGACCAUCUGCUGCAGGUGCACACCAAGGACGCUCGAGUGCUGGUGUACGCUCUGCCUCCUCGCAUCUGCGCACAGGCACCGCCUGUGUUUGACACCAUCAUUCACCUGCUGCCGCGCUCGCUGCUCGAGCUGCCAGUCUUCCACGCGCCCCUUGCUGCCCUCGCCACGCCCACUGCCAGCACAAGCAGAAGUGGCAGCAGCAGCAACAGCAGCAGCGCAGGCAGCAUCGAGGAGGGUGCCUUAUCACCCACGGCACAGGAUUCACAUGGUGCAGGCGCUUCCACUCCUCCUCGCGCCUUCACUCCCCCACUACCAUCUCCUCCUGCAGCAGCAGCAGCAGCAGCAGCAGCUGCAGCAACAGCAGUGGCAGCCACUGCAGGUGGCGCCUCUAUGCAGGCGGUGGGGGUGGUGACAGCGGAGUGCAUGCGAGUGCUGGCCAUGCUGCCAGAGCACUGGCGCCGCCUCUGGGAGAUCAGCCGAGUCAACGCCGCCUAUGCUGCCUGCUCCUCCUACCCACAGCGCCUGCUCCUGCCCUCCUGCAUUAGUGACGACGACGCCAUGGCAUCUGCUGCCUUUCGAGCCAGGGGCCGCUUCCCUGUCAUGUGCUGGCAGCACCCAGGCAACGGUGCUGUGCUCAGCAGAGCAGCACAACCCCUGGUCGGCAUCCUUUCCAGUAAUAGAAGUGAUGCGGAUGAGCGUCUGGUUGCAGCACUAGCCGGCCCUGCUCUCCCUGGGGACUCCUUCAGGCGUCUGGUGGUGGCGGAUGCACGGCCGCGCAAGAAUGCCAUAGCCAAUGGGGCCAUGGGAGGCGGCUAUGAGUCAUCUGCCAACUAUCGCGGCACAGAGGUGGUGUAUCUGGGAAUAGACAACAUACAUGCAGUGCGCGACAGCAUGAACCGUCUGAGAGAGUACCUUGACACCCAUGGCUCUGCCUGCUCCGAUGGCUCCUCCUCCCUGCUCAGGAGUGGCACGGGCGGGUGGACAGGCGGGUCGGUGAGUGGCACGUCGCAGGUGGUGGCGGCGCUGGUGGACUCGUGCUGGCUGCAGCACUGCCACUCGCUGCUCUCCGGUGCCGUCUUCAUCGCUGCGCAGAUCGCCCUGCAGGGCAACUCCGUGCUUGUCCACUGCAGUGAUGGGUGGGACCGCACGCCGUCGCUCGUGUCACUGGCCAUGCUGCUGCUGGACCCCUACUACCGCACUUUCCAAGGCUUCCAGUCGCUAGUGGAGACGCACUGGGCGGCCUUUGGCCAUCCCUUUGCAGACCGCCUGGGCGUGCCAGCAGAACCCCCCACUGCCUCCUCCUCCUCCUCUCGUACCAACCCCGCUCUCUCCCUCGCUGCCGCUGCUGCUGCGAGCCCUGGUGCUAUCGCUGGUGGAGUAGCGUCGGGGUUCCCUGUGGCGAGCAGCAGUGUGGCAGGGUCGACCUUCCAAGCCAACAGCAGCAACAACCAGUCGCCCGUGUUCUUCCAGUGGAUUGAUGCCGUGGCGCAGCUGCUGCGCCUCUUCCCUCGUGCCUUUGAAUUCUCCACGGCGUUUCUAGUGGAUCUCCUGGACUCUGUGCUCUCGUGCCGCUUUGCCAACUUCCUCUGCAACAACGACAAGGAGCGCUCGCUCGCACGCACCUACCACUCCUCCAUCCGCCCCCACGCCUUCCCGCUCUCCCACGCCAACCACUCGCCCGCAUCCGUUCCCCCUUUAUGUGUCUGGGAACACCUAAGACGCCUGAGGGACCCCUCCUCUCCCUCCUCUCUGUCCUCCUCCUCUACUGCUGCUGCUGCUGGGGAUGCAGGCAGGGGAAGGCAGAUGGGAGCAUCUGGUGAACCGGCUGCUGCUCCUUGCUGUCCGCUGAGCCACCCGCAUGUCAACCCCCUCUACUCUCCCUCUUCCAUCUUCGCGGCCACUGCUCCUCCGGCUUCUGCUGCUCUUCCUGCUGCUCCCGCUGCUCCUGCUGCUGCUGCUGCUACCGCUGCUGUCUGCACAGCCACAAGCAGCACGAGCUGCAGCACUAGCACCUGCACCCAGGCAGCUAUCCGCCCUGCGUCCUGCCCUCCUGUUCAAAUACGCCACAUGGCUCUCUUCCCCCCAUCCCCUCCAUCGCCCGCCAUUCUCCUCCCGCCUGCUGCCUCGCUCGCCCCUGUUCUCCUGCCUGAGCUCUAUCUCCGCUGGUGCUGCCCUGCUGCUGUUCCCCCCCUCCGCUCCCUCCUCUCUUCCUCCUCCCCUCUUGCUUCCCUUCCUCCUCCUGUUGCUGCUGCGGCUACUGCUGCUGCUACCCGUGGGGGUGGAGCUGGCAAAAUUCGGCGCCUCUACCACUCGCACCGACUCAUUGAAGCGGAGUGUGCAGCACUGCAGGGUGCAGUGGAGAAGUCACAGCUUGGAAUGCAGCAGUUGCAGGAGGCAUUGCAGGAGAGCGAGAGCAGGCGAGCAGAGGCUGAGAGGCGCAGGGACGAGGCAGAGCGGGAGAACGCGAGUCUCCGCAGGAACCUGGCAAACCUGCAGCAGUCCCAAGAGGCAAUGCUAGCAGCCGUGUGUCAAGAAGCGGCGUCGGCUGCUGCUGCUGCCGCCUUCACUGCAGCGGGUGCGGGGGGGUCUGCUGCGUCCGCAUCGGCUGCUGCUGCUGUUCGGUCGUGCAUGGCUGCUUCUUCUCGGUUCCCGUCGCUAGCUUCUGCGGCAACUGCGGCAGCAGCGGCGGCGGCAGCGGCUGCUGCAGGUGGGUUGCGCCUCGCCCUGCCGACCGGUGCUCGCAGGUCGCGCAGUGUCUCCUCUGAACCCAGGUCUUCUGGGGCUGCUCCUGAUGCUUCAGGCGCUUCAGGUGCUGCUGCCGAUUCUAUCGAAGCCAGUGCUAUCUCCACACACAAUUAUGCCGUGGGGUUGGGUGAGGCGCUUCAUCUCGACACAGGUAGGAGUAACGGUACUGGCGGCGGUGCCACGUCUCCUGCUCCCACCACGCCACCCUUCCUCCCCUUGCACGCUGCUUCCUGGAGCCCUUGCUUUGGGUCGGGAGGGGCAGCUCCCACCUGCCCCAGUUGUGCCCGCCCCCUCAUGGUCGUAGCAGCAGGGGAGAAUGAGCUGGAGGAGGGAGGAGCGGAGUGGAAAGCAGGGGGGAGAAUAGGAGGGCUGAGGGGGGAAGGGAUCGAAGAGAACAGUGCAGCGGCACGGGAGGAUGGGGAGUGGGAGGAGGCGAUAGAGGGGUGGCAGUACGAGUGCCUAUGGUGUGGCUUGAGUGCUUCUGGCUGUCGUAAGACAUCCGGUAGCUGGACUGCUGCUGCAGAGGUGGAUAAUGGGGAGGUGGGAGAAAGCGGGGUUAAAGGUCUGAAAAAGCUGCUUGAGCAGCAAGGUCAGCAGCACCACCAAUGGCAGUUGACAGUCAGUGAAGCUGCGGAUGCGAAGCCCUAUGCUGGUGGUAACCGCGGUAGCAGCAGUGGCACGGCGGGAAGUGCGAGCAACUGCCAAAGUGCAGUGUGCUCCAUGCCGGUGCCUGCGUUUGUCCGGGCCGAUUUUGAUGCCUUGCGGUGUGGGCCCAUUCCCAAUUAUGUUGGGUCCCUCUCGUCAUCCUCAUCCCACUCUGCUGGCGCGGCUGCAAUGUGA